UCAUAAUAAUUCAAUAAGUGCCGUCAUGUCGAUUAAAACGUUUGCAACAUUUGCAAUAAUUAUUGGUUGUUUUGCAGUGUUAUAUCCCAGAUUUUUAAGCCCAAUGUUCAACCAUUUAUUGGGAUUUAAUCAAAAGAAAACGGAAGAAAAACAAGCACAGUUUCCACCUGGAUUCAAUAAAGCAAUGGGUGGUAAGCCAGAAAUGGCCAAACCUCAAAUUCCCGAUGAUAUAAGACAGCACUUAAGGGCGGGUCCCCAUCCUGGUUUAAGGGCCGCAGCAGAAAUGGGUCGAACCCAGGCCCAGCAUGGCAGUGGACGGGGAAUGAUGGGGAUCGUUCUGCCCAUGUACGCCGUGGGAAUAGUUCUCUACCUCGUCUACACACUCGUCAAGGUGUUCAACAAGAAGGACCCAAGUCAGGAUCGGGAUCGGGAUCGUUUUGGUUAUAGACCAAGUGGCCUAGGAAGUUUGUAUGACAAUCGUGAUGGCAACUUUACCUAUGGAGAUGAUUUUUCUAAUCCAGAAACCCUCCACAAUUUAAUACAGAGUAAACGGAAACAGCAGGAACUCGAAGACCUUUUGGUGCGCUCUGAUGACCAGAACAUAACAGCCACUGAAAUGCGAGAGCUACAGCGGCGUCUGGAGGAGACUGAGGCCCAGAUGUCAAAGAUUCUCUUCGCUAUGAAAAACGUCAGCACGAAAGUGGAUGGAGUUGCUGAGGAAACUGGUCCUGUGCAAACCAACAAUGAGGAAGAAAGUCCUGAUGAUAAGAAGUCUACAAAGACAGCAACUACUGAUUCAAGCCCAGAUAUGGAAAGUUAUGAAAUUGUUAAGAACUCUGCUGAUAGUAGUCCUGUUAUGGAGAGUGUUGGCAGAGUUGACAUUAGUCCAGAAAUUGAUGAUAAGGCUGCUGAAUUAACCAGUCCAGAGCCUGCUGUGAAGUCUGCUUCUGGAGUCACUGCAAGUCCAGAAAUUGACGAUAACACUGCUUCAGAAGACACCACAUGUCCAGAAUCUAUCGGGAAGUUUGCUUCGGAAGACACCAUGAAUCCUGAAACUUUGAUACCCGAGGAGAUGCACAAGAGUGAUUUGGGAGAAAUUCAAGACAUCAAUGAAAACCCCCAGGAUGCCAAUGAAAAUGCAACUGAUGGCAGUGAGAUGGGUGGUGAUGAGAAAGAACAGGUUAAACAAGGAUUGCGUUCUCUCUUUCAGAUGGCAGUGAGAUGGGUGGUGAUGAGAAAGAACAGGUUAAACAAGGAUUGCGUUCUCUCUUUCAGAUGGCAGUGAGAUGGGUGGUGAUGAGAAAGAACAGGUUAAACAAGGAUUGCGUUCUCUCUUUCAGAUGGCAGUGAGAUGGGUGGUGAUGAGAAAGAACAGGUUAAACAAGGAUUGCGUUCUCUCUUUCAGAUGGCAGUGAGAUCGGUGGUGAUGAGAAAGAACAGGUUAAACAAGGAUUGCGUUCUCUCUUUCAGAUGGCAGUGAGAUGGGUGGUGAUGAGAAAGAACAGGUUAAACAAGGAUUGCGUUCUCUCUUUCAGAUGGCAGUGAGAUGGGUGGUGAUGAGAAAGAACAGGUUAAACAAGGAUUGCGUUCUCUCUUUCAGAUGGCAGUGAGAUGGGUGGUGAUGAGAAAGAACAGGUUAAACAAGGAUUGCGUUCUCUCUUUCAGAUGGCAGUGAGAUGGGUGGUGAUGAGAAAGAACAGGAGGUGCUGAUGGAAAAGAAACUUGAUGAGGAUGAGGAACAUACGAAUGUCAGGUUGAGAAAACUGCCUGCUGCUUCCCAGGAUUGAGUCAAUUUAAAACAAUAAUAUGGUUCUGUGCUAUUAUUAAUUAUCUCAUGGCUUUCCAGUCUUUGCCAUGAGUAAAAUCAAGGUGAGCUGAAGAUCACUCGCCUGAAGUAGAGCUAGGUGAGCAAUCACAUGAAGUUUCAGAUAAAAUUUAUUAGAAGUUUUAUUGUAAGGUGAUCAGUUUGCUACUCUAUGAAAACAUUUCGGUCGAGUGUGCAGAGGAGCUGGAGUAAUCACUUGCCUGUCCUGUCAAAGACUGGGUUUCCAUGAGUGAACCUUCACAUGCAAAACAUCUACAGCUUGGCAUGACCUAAAUCAAUAACUGCACAAGUGUAGCGGAAAGUGUUGUCAUGUAAAUAUAGGUCUAAAAGUUGAGUGUUUAAAAAAAACAAAAACAAUUCAUUGGACUAAGAUGAUAGAAUAAUUUUUUGUCACAAGUAAAUCAAUUUCAAGAAUAUUUAACCUAAAAUAAUGGGCACGUAAAAAACAGAAACAUUACUGAUGUCGAAUUAAUGUUAUUUGAAUCUAGAACUAAUCUUGUGUAACAACUGUUGAAAUUUUACUUUGAUGUCACAAACUUCGGUGUUAAAAAAGGGACAUCAUUUAUUCUACAUGCUUAAUACCUGAGAUUUUACUAAUAAUUUGGAAUUUUAAAAAAAGAAGAGUGUUUGUUAUAUUGCCAAGUUGUAGGUUUCGCAUGUCCAUGUGAUGAUUAAUAAAUAAGAAAAUGCACACAUUGACAAUCUGCUGUGAAUCAAUAAAUGAUUGAGAGCAAGAAAGUAAUGCAAUAAUGCUAAGGUCAAUAACACUUUCCUUACCCGUGUUUUGGCUUUGUACACAAUAAAUAUAACAUAUCCAAGGAUACAUUUUUUAUUUGACAAAUGGUACUUUUUAUUUCUUUUAUCUUUUAAAAUUAAACUUAAUAUUUUGUCUAAAAUUAUGAAAAAUAGAAAUAUAUUGACCUGUAAAUGGUGUCUGUUUAAUACAGAACCCAGAACUAUUUUGACAAGGAUCAAGGUAGUAGGCUGGUUUUUAUUUUAAUAUGUAAUAAUAUAGCUAAUUUUAAAUUUUUCAAAUGACAUCAAUAUUCCAAUGUCACUUUGCAUCUCCUUACAAUAAUGUUUCCAUUUUUAUUGGAAAAUUCCAAUGCAAAGUUGCAAUUGAAAAUGUUUUGUUUGAACAUUACUAACACACCUGACGGUGUUUGAAGAAAACAUUAUAAUUUUUUUUUUUUACUAUUUAUGAAAUAUGAAUUUGAAAUGAAAUUGUGGUUAAAUAUAUUUAUUGUGUACAAAGCCAAAACAAGGGUGCGAGUAGUGACUGCUGUCGACUUACAGAUAUUCCUUCAUGUUAUUUCAUACAUUACAUAUCAUUGAAUUGAUGAUAUGUCAGAUUUGGUGUCUUCAUUUUCAUUUCAACAUCAGAAUCAUACUGAAUGGAUGAUUCAUAAAAUAAGGAUAUACCAUUUUGAGCUUUAAUUAGUGCAUUUUGCACAAAGGUAGAUAUUUUUAUGACGAUAGAUUUAUUACACUUAGUUUGAUAAUCUGAGGCAUGUGUUUGUAAUAUUGUAAAUUCAUCAAAUGGUUUAAAUAUUAAUUACCAGAUUGAGUACCGAUAUAAAUAUUUACCAAGAAUGCCUGCUUUGUAACUGCUAACCAGUUAUCACAUUGAGAAUAAGACAUUAAUGCCAGUACCGUAAUACUAUAAUAGCUAUUUACACAUGUGGGUUUGAAUACUUUUUUUCUGAUUAAACAAUCAAUCUAUAAAUAAUUUAUUAUAUAAGAAUUGUUUUUUUUAAUUGUGGGGAUAAAUUUAUCAAUGUAUAAUGGUCAUAAAUUGUAGGAAAUGUUAUAGUAUAGUUAAGUGAUUUUAUGCCAAAUUUCAUUAUUACUGACUGCCAUACAUUAAUAAGAGAAUUAAGAGAAUUCUGUAAAUAUAAAGACAUCCCAUUUAAAUUUUCUGCAUUUUAUUAAAGGAUGAUAUUCUGCUUUUAAUGACAUCAUCCACUUAGAUUUGAGUAAAUCAUUUAAGUGCACACAUUUUGUAAUUACAUGUAUAUUACCAAAAAUUUGAAAAUUUUACUUUUUUCCUUACUUGAAAUUCAGAAUGCCUGUUGAUAAUAUACAUGUACAAGCAACAGUUGAUGAUUCCAGAUUAUCUCUUGUUGAAUCUCAUGCUGUGCAAUAGAUUGUGAUAUUUCUUUAUUGAUUCUAUAUUCGCAACAUUAUUUUAUUUUAUUUAUUUGCUCAUCUUAUGUUCUUUUAUAUUUAAUACUUUACUCUGAAUUAUAAUGGGUUGCCUUUUGUCAUAUUGUUUCCCUUGUCUUAAUUACAUAUAUGAUAUUGUUUUUAUCAUCAUGCUACAACUGCAUAAUGCUUGUCACUCUGUGCAUUAAUUGUUAUUGAAAAUUUAAAAAUAUAUACGAGUAUGAGGAAGUAGAAUUUGAAAUAAUAUUAAUUAAAGUGAUUAUGGUGAUUUUUAUUGUUUUUGUUACACUUCUAAUUAUAUAAUUAUGUAAAAAAAGAAA
Messenger RNA from Gigantopelta aegis, 4311 nucleotides. Its product is annotated as resistance to inhibitors of cholinesterase protein 3-like. NCBI's taxonomy places the organism in Eukaryota, Metazoa, Mollusca, Gastropoda, Neomphalida, Peltospiridae. Gene Ontology annotation, biological process: synaptic transmission, cholinergic; protein localization to cell surface. The coding region runs from base 26 to 1285 and encodes 419 amino acids. Gene Ontology annotation, cellular component: neuronal cell body; neuron projection; intracellular membrane-bounded organelle. The transcript is spliced from 7 exons. The record is from RefSeq and is a predicted model, not a curated record.